Nerophis lumbriciformis (worm pipefish) is the source of this 2864-nucleotide messenger RNA. It is a transcript of the gene valopa, whose product is annotated as vertebrate ancient long opsin a. NCBI's taxonomy places the organism in Eukaryota, Metazoa, Chordata, Actinopteri, Syngnathiformes, Syngnathidae. Gene Ontology annotation, molecular function: G protein-coupled receptor activity. The record is from RefSeq and is a predicted model, not a curated record. Gene Ontology annotation, biological process: visual perception; G protein-coupled receptor signaling pathway. Gene Ontology annotation, cellular component: membrane.
UGCACAUUUCCCGCGUGGAUCUCCGCGUGUGAACUUUAUUACAAGACGGUCGGAUGCAGUGAGCGCGUUUGACGCAAAGUUGACCCAAAAGAGCGGGAUUCGGUGCGCAGCAUUGGGGUCAUGGACUAUGGAUGCUCUAAGUCUGACCGUCAACGCCGUGUCCUACACUGUGGUGGCCGAGCCGAGCCCGACUGACGACCCGUUCACCGGACCCAUCCAGAACAUCGCGCCAUGGAACUUCACCAUCUUGGCCGUGCUCAUGUUUGUGGUCAGCUCGCUGUCGCUUAGCGAGAACUUCCUGGUCAUGUUUGUCACGUACAAGUUUAAACAACUCAGACAGCCGCUCAACUACGUCAUCGUCAACUUGGCCAUCGCCGACUUCCUGGUUUCCCUCACCGGUGGACUCAUAAGUUUCCUGACGAACGCCAGAGGUUAUUUCUUCCUGGGCCGCUGGGCAUGUGUGGCGGAAGGCUUUGCGGUCACUUUUUUCGGAAUCGUGGCCCUAUGGUCUCUGGCCAUUCUAUCUUUCGAACGAUUCUUUGUGAUCUGCCGACCUCUGGGCAACAUCCGACUGCAAGCCAAACACGCCAUAAUGGGUCUACUCUUCGUCUGGACCUUUUCCUUCAUUUGGACCUUCCCUCCGGUGCUGGGCUGGAACAGAUACACUGUCAGCAAGAUUGGAACAACCUGUGAGCCUGACUGGUAUUCAACCAACUCCGCUGGUCAUAGCUACAUCAUCACUUUCUUCACUACCUGUUUUAUUCUGCCUCUUGGAUUGAUCUUCUUCUGCUAUGGGAAGGUCCUGCAAAAACUCCGAAAGGUGUCCCAUGGCCGUCUGGCCACUGCCAGGAAGCCUGAGCGUCAGGUGACCCGUAUGGUAGUAGUGAUGAUUAUUGCAUUCAUGGUGGCAUGGACACCAUAUGCAGUCUUCGCCAUAUUGGUCACUGCCCAUCCCACCAUUGAGUUGGAUGCCAGGUUGGCUUCCAUCCCGGCAUUCUUCUCCAAGACCGCUGCGGUAUACAACCCAAUCAUCUACGUGUUCAUGAACAAACAGUUCAGGAAGUGCUUCAUUCAGCUCUUCACCGGUUCGCUGAACAUGGCAGACAUGAACCAGACGUCAGGGCGACCUGGAACUACUGCAGAGAGUCAAACGGGAGAAAUGGCUACCAUUGCGGCCCGCUUCCCUGUGGGCGGCUCAGUAUCGCCAAGGUCUGAAGAGUCUCCGACUGAUUGCAGCUCCAUUGGCCAACUGCCCAUCCCAGAGAACAAAGUGUGUCCCAUGUAACAGCGGACGUACACACAGCAGGUCUACGCCGACAUUUUUUAUUUUGCACUGAUUUGUUUUAAUUGUUGGAGAGGAUGAAAUUACUAAAUGUUUUUGCAUGGAGCUCUUACUUUUGUAUUUCAUUUGCAGUUGUUGAGGAAAGAAAAGUUCAGAAAUGGAAUGAAGCUCUUUGUUCAGUCACAUUGCAGUAGUGUGCUCAAUAUUUUAUUUAAAUGAGCCCAAAAGAUAACAGCGUGCAUUCAGAAAUGCUCAUUAGACUCUUUGUAAGCAAGCUUGAUUUACACUUGUUUGUAUUGCUGGUGACUAUCUGUGGUGUACUUUCAAGCAUGCAUGUGUAGGGCACAUAGACCAGCCUUGCACCUUGAUCCCUCGUCUACACAUCCUCACUGAUUUAGAGUUGAGUAGCGCUAGCCAGCAAGCUAAGAGCAUCUGUUAACGCGUUGGGGAGUGAGGUUUACAAAACGUACUAUCGCACAGCCACACUAGCUGGCAUCUAUUACACUUGCACACCUAGUGUGGCACAAAAUACGACUGGCACUUUAUUAGACCUGAUAGCACCAACCUACAUAUAAAGACAUUUCCCAAAUCCCGGCUAGCCUGUACUUUACAAAUACCACAUUGCAGCCUUUCAUCUCCUUCGAUGCCUUCGUAUUUGGAGCCCUGAGAGGAAGCCUGCAGAGAACGCAUUGUUUUUCUAUGCUGUUUCAGUGCUUUACUUUGGCAUUCUUCAUUCAUCUCCACCCGUCAAAGAGUCAAAGCCCCUUUUCUGAAUUUGGAUACUUUUAUUUGAGUUCAUACUGUGUAGACUAGCGAAGGGCACUGCUUUCAUCCUUACUGGUGAUGGUCAACGGCAGUUGUCCCAAUUGCCUCGACUGCUGGGUGAUGUAUUCAGGCAGUGAAAACUUGAGAUCAACAAACAUAAAGAUGCACACAAUAAACACCCUUCUACACUAUAUGGACAAUACAUUGAGACAUCUGUUGAGUAAUUAGUCUAUAAUCAAGAAUUGAGGAUCAGUAUCUCUAAAUUAGAAUUUUCUUUAGAAGGUUUAGUUCUUGCAGACCUGUCAACAAGUACACAUUUUGACUCUUCACUGCUCUCCAAGUGGUUAUGUUUUGACAACUUCUCAUUUGAGCUGAGUCUAUGAAUCUUAGAUCAUAAUCCUACAUCGAGCCACCAGCGUACGUUAUGACAUGCACCUUCAUAAAAAUGUAACCUCACGAUGCAGACCGUACAGGCUGUGAUUGUUUGGCUUUCUUACAUGAAUUCCUGGGUGGAUACGACACCUCUGAGAGCACCUUUUCCUACGAUUUCUGCAAUAAAAGUGACUGUGAAUAGCACAUCGAUUAGUUCCAGCUGACACUCCCCCUUUACUAUUUUUCGCUUGCGACAAAGCUAAAAAUCUAAGUAGCUUUGUGGUUGCUCACAAAUGUAAUGUCACGUCACGUCACGCAUUCAACCCCAAUAAAGAGCCAUAAAAGCAACGGUGGCCUGGGGGCUAUUUGCAGCCUGCUGCACAUUGUAGAGUUAAGUUACACUAGGACUGUCUUCAAAGUGUCUAAGAUUCCAUUUGGAGUCCAA